AUGGCCUUCGUCUACUCCCAGCUCUUCGUCACCCCGCGAAUCCCCCCCGCCGCCUCCCUCACAGGCCAAACGGCAAUCAUCACCGGCUCAAAUGUAGGCCUAGGCAAAGAAGCCGCCCGCCACCUCACCGCCCUCGGCUGCACCAAAGUCAUCCUCGCCGUGCGCAACACGACCGCCGGCGAAGACGCGCGCAAAGACAUCCUCGCUUCUACUGGUGUGCCGCCCCACACGCUGGAGGUGUGGUCUCUCGAUCUAGCGGACUAUGGGAGUGUGAAGCGCUUUGCGAAACGCGCGGAGUCAGAGCUGCAGCGGAUUGACAUCCUGCUUGAGAAUGCAGGCAUCGCGACAGACAAAUUCGCCCUCUCGGAAGGGCAUGAACGCACCGUCACCGUGAACGUCGUCUCCACCUUCCUCCUCGCUUUCCUCCUCCUGCCCAAACUGAAAGAAACGGCGAAAAAGUUCGCCGUCAAACCGCGCCUCUCAAUCGUCAGCAGCGAAGUCCACGCCUGGACGAAAUUCGCCGAGUGGAAGCAGCCCAGCAUCUUCCCCGCGCUCGACGACGAAGCAACAGCCAAUAUGCAAGAGCGCUACAUGACGAGCAAACUCCUCGAAGUCCUCGCGAUUCGGCAGUUCGCGCCCAAACUCGCCGGCACAGGAGUCAUUCUCAACUACCUCAACCCCGGACUGUGCCAUUCCGAACUCGGCCGCGACGCCGGCUGGAGUCUGUACUUGUUGAAGAUGGCGCUCGCCCGCUCGACGGAGGUGGGGAGUCGUACGCUUGUUUGCGCGGCGGUGGCGGGUGAGGAGAGUCAGGGGAAGUACAUGCAUGAUGGCAAGGUGGACGAGUCGGCGCUCAGCCCGUUUGUGCGCAGUCAGGAUGGCGAGGAGGCGGGGCGGAAGGUGUGGGGGGAGUUGAAGGGGAUUUUAGAGGGGGUGCAGAAGGGGGUUACCGAGGGGUUUUGA
Neohortaea acidophila is the source of this 963-nucleotide messenger RNA. RefSeq names its product short-chain dehydrogenase/reductase. The transcript has a single exon. Bases 1 to 963 code for a protein of 320 amino acids. Lineage: Eukaryota; Fungi; Ascomycota; Dothideomycetes; Mycosphaerellales; Teratosphaeriaceae. The record is from RefSeq and is a predicted model, not a curated record.